CUGCGUCAUGUGACGGAGAGCAGUUGUAAGGCAGGUGCCCCUCGGUUCAUUCUCAGUGAGGGGGCACUUCCCUGCAAGAUAGCGCAAACUGGAACGCUUGGAUUUUCUCAUUUCUUAUUGAUUUUUUAUUUUUAUUUUUUUUUACAUUUUUUGUUUCAUUUCCCUUUAGUAUAAUAUAUUUUUUUAUUCGUAGCGUCAUUCAGUGGCUGGAUGGCGUGGGACAGGUGCAACCAGGAGUCGGUGUGGACGGAACUAGAGUGUGCUGCCUUGGUUGGCGAAGACCAACCCCUCUGCCCUGACCUUCCUGAACUGGACCUCUCUGAACUUGAUGUCAGCGAUCUGGAUGCAGAUAGCUUCCUGGGGGGACUCAAGUGGUACAGCGACCAAUCAGAAAUCAUUUCCAGCCAAUAUGGCAAUGAGUCGUCCAAUCUGUUUGAGAAGAUAGAUGAAGAAAAUGAGGCCAACUUGCUGGCGGUGCUCACAGAAACCCUGGACAGUAUCCCGGUGGACGAGGACGGAUUGCCUUCAUUCGAAGCCCUGGCAGAUGGGGACGUGACCAACACCAGUGAUCAGAGCUGUCCCUCCACCCCUGAUGGCUCACCGCGAACACCAGAGCCAGAGGAGCCUUCCUUGCUAAAGAAGCUCCUCCUGGCUCCACCUAACUCACAGCUCAACUAUAAUCAAUACCCAGGUGGUAAGGCUCAAAACCAUGCAGCCAGCAACCACAGGAUCAGACCAACACCUGCUGUCCUUAAGACAGAAAACCCCUGGAACAACAAACAGAGAGGGGUCUGCCCCCAGCCAAGCCGACUGGUAAGACGCCCUUGCACUGAGUUGCUCAAGUACCUCACUGCCAGCGAUGAUGCCUUCCAGACAAGACCCAGUGAAGCCAAGAGCACCUGGUCAGGCUGUGAAAAGGACAGGGGUGGGCCUGGAAGCGCCUCUUUUUCAUCGUCUUCCUCUCCGUCCUCUUCGUCCACCUCCUCCUUCUCAUCCCUGUCGUCCUGCUCCUCCUCUAGCACAUCAAAGAAGAAGCCCUCCUCUGCCUCUUUACCAUCGCAACAGCAGCAGCAGCAGCUGGCAGUACAGGCCCAGAGAGGUGAGAGCCAGGCAGCAGGAGCGUAUAGUGUUGCUGGUGAGGGGGCUGGGCAGUGGCGGCGGUAUACACAUGGGGAGAAAUCCACCCCUGUUUUGCCAAGCUGUGGAAGUGGUUGUAGCCACACCUGCUCCAGUGAAGAGGGGAGGCCACUGCAGGGUGCUGACCCAGGCAGCCUGGCUGCCGCUCGCUUUAUUAGGUACAUGCACUCUUACUCUCUCCCGCCUAGAGAGAUGAGUCGCUCAGGCAGCUGUGGCCGUUGUCUUGAGGAGGGUGGCUGGGCUGGGGCCAGCCGUGCCAAUAAGCACAUCACAAUAACCAUUAGGAAGAGGAGGCAAGUGCAAGAGCAUCCCAUGCUCAGCCAGCUGCUGACCUCCAGACCCAGACCAGCCCGUUACCGAGCCCACCUACAAAUGCCCGAUGAUCCCCAGACAGACGAACAAGAUUCAUCCAAAACACCUCCUAAAGAUCAAGGGGGGGACUGGCAGAUUGUUAAAGGUAGUCAGGAACCCUUUCCAGACCCCCAAGAAUCUAAUCAAACUGACUCAACAGCUCUUGACAUUUCACCUCUGGUUGUCUUGGACUUAGAAAAUUGGUUAAUUAAUUUAGAGCAGGAUUUUGAAGGGUCAAAAAUUUUACUGGGGCAAAAUGGGGUGGAUGUUGAUGAUAAUUUCGUAAGCAGCCCCAUGUCACCGUCAUUGGGCUUGCCAAGUCCACUCUUUCCAGACUCUAUAGUUCCAGAGCACACUCCCUCCACCAUACAAGGGCAGACCCCACACAGACAGGCAGUCUGCGAGUACUCCGAUGACCAGGUUCCAUCACUGUUAGCCAAACCAACCACCUUGCCACUUCCUUUGACCCCAGAGUCUCAAAAUGACCACAAAGGAUCUCCAUUUGAGAACAAGUCCAUUGAACGCACACUGAGUGUGGAGAUCUCGGGAACCCCAGGUCUGACACCACCUACUACACCUCCUCACAAAGCCAGUCAAGAGAAUCCUUUCAAAGUAUCACUUAAAACCAAGCUGUCUUCAUGUACCUCUUCAGCCCUGACAAGCAAGAAGGCCAAGCUGAGCAAUGGAAACUCUCCAAUCAGUGUCUCUAGUAGGAAGGGCCAUGAGAAGACUGAGCUUUAUGCUCAGCUGAGCAAAGCAUCAUCAGUCUUGCCUCUGGGAAGCUCAGAGGAGUGCCGGGGCAAGCGACCCACACCCCGUGUCUUUGGUGAUCAUGAUUAUUGCCAGGCCUUGAGCACAAAACGAGACAGCAGAAGCAGCUUAGCUGCCUUAAUAACUGGGCCUGUGGAGGGGCGGCAUGUAGAACCCAAAGACUCAACCAUGCCAUCCUCCAAUACUUUUACAACCUCUUUGUCUUCCAGCAGUCCCUUAACUUCUUCUCUGACAAGGCAGCUGCAAGGCCUUUCCCCCAUGGUUCAGGAGGCUUGUACUGACAAGGAAGCUCAGGGGCAGGAUUAUAGUCCUUCAUCGGGUGCCAAAACUUCCAAAGAGUGCAACUCUGCUAGCAUAAAGCUGCUUCGCGAUCAGGAGAUACGGGACGAGCUUAAUAAGCACUUUGGUAACCCCCAGGAAGCCUUUCAUAGUGAGGCUGAACAGAAUGGGUUCCAGCCUCUAGAUGAAAGUGACUCUGGGGAUGAGAACUAUAACCUUUUUGAGGCCUACAUGGACACAGGACUGCUUGAUUUUGAGGACUUACAAGUGGGCCGUGAACGUCUUCUAUGCUCUUGGGAAGGGACUCCACUGGAGCUGCUCUUUGAAGGCUCACCCUCUUGUUCUCCAACCAGCAGCUUGCCUUCUCAGAGUUCAGUCUCACCACCCUCAACUUUGUUCUCUCCACGGCACUUCCACUGGUCCCAGUCUGGAUCCCGCUCUAGAUCUCGCUCUCGGUCCUCGUCCCGUCACAGAUACAGAUCCCUCUCCCGGUCUCCUUACUCCUGUUCACAGUCUCCAGAUGGGUGCUCCCCCUCUUGGUCUCAUCACACUGUUGAUAAUAGCACUUUCAGAUCAAGGACUCAAAGAAGCCCUCAAUCCAAAUCAUGCUCCGUUCUUGGUCAGAGGCCCAGGUACGACAGCUAUGAAGAAUACCAGCAUGAGCAGCUGAAGAGGGAGGAGUACCAGCGGGACUAUGAGAAACGGGAGGGUGAGAGGGCUGAACAGAGGGAGCGACAACGCAAAAGAGCAAUAGAGGAGAGGCGGGUAUUGUACGUUGGACGUCUCCGACCCGACAGCACACGCUCUGAGCUCAAGCGGCGCUUUGAAGUUUUUGGAGAGAUCGAAGAAUGUGCCAUCAACUUGAGACAUGACGGGGACAAUUUUGGCUUUAUCACCUACCGCUACACCUGUGACGCCUUUGCUGCCCUUGAGAACGGACACACCUUGCGCAGACCAAAUGAGCCUCAGUUUGAGCUCUGCUUUGGUGGACAAAAGCAGUUCAGCAAAUCCAAUUACACAGACUUGGACUCUCAUUCUGAAGACUUUGACCCGACCUCAACUAAAAGCAAAUAUGACUCAAUGGAUUUUGACAGCUUGUUGCGUGAGGCCCAGUGUAGCCUGAGAAGGUAACGAGCUCCACUGUACCUGCUGACUGCAAACAGAGGGAUUUGUGAUACCUCACUGCUGUUUUGCUCCUCUGAAUUGAGACUCCUGCAAGUUUUACACUUAAGCUAAAGAGGGAAAAUGCAUCAAUACAUGUAUAUACCGAAAGAUAUAUGUGUAUAUCUAAAGCAAAGUUUACAUGAACAUAGCUGCUGCAAAGACUGUACCUGUGGGGAUCGCCAGUACCCUUAGUGGAGUGCACAGAUGUGCGUGUGCUGUGCUGCUGUAUACAAAAAUGAUCUCUACGUGAUUUCUCUUUAUGCACUGCUCCAAUCUCAGCGCUUUAAAGCGUGAAAAAAGUGCAGCCUGUUCAGUCGGGUUUAUUGAUUUUUACUUUUUUGCCUUUUUUAUUUAACCUGUCAUUGGAUGUGGUGUUACAUUGUUGUUUGAAAAAAGAGUAUGGGAUUAGUAUAUAUAUAUAUAUAUAUAUUAAUAAUAUUCUCUACAUUUGGGGAAAAUAAUGUAGUCAGAUAUUUACAGAUAUGAAAUGGAAUAUUUUUAUUUUGUGUACAUAUCAAGGCAAAGUUCUUUAUUUGUUACAGCUAUGCACUGUAAAAUUCAGCCUUUAUGAAACGGGAUUUUCCUAAUUGAGAAUGUCGAUCUGUAGUCAUUUCAGUGAUGCAUAACCAACACGACGGGGGUUAUGCGACAUGAUAUGAUUGUAAAAAUGUCUGUGGAGAUUGGGUGCUCUUGGGAGGAGCAUGUGAGCAGAUUUUUCUAAAGGACUUUUGUUUUAAAAUGUCAAUAGUGGUGUAUAGUUUCAUCUUUAUGCUUCCUCAGUGUUUUCACCUGACCUGUGUAUGAUACAUUAUAAUAUUUUUAUGUCCAUGUCUGUGUAAACCAAUGAGAUUUUUUUUCUGAAGGAAACAAUAGCUUUUAAUGAAUUUCAUUGUGCACACAAAUAAUUUUUAUUAUUGCUUUUUUGAUAAUUCACUUUUAUUAAUAUAUGAUUGCUCUUUUUGAAACAGAAAAACUCAUCUUUACAUGAUGAAAAUUUAUUUAUUUCAGUAUUUUGAUCAAAAUAUUUAUGGUUGCCAUCUAUUAUGAUGCACCUUAGGAAUGACUAUUUAUAUUGUUAUAUGAUUUAUUUAUCAUUCAUUAGGAAAAAUGCAUAAGUUCAGCAAAAAUCAGUUCUUAUGAACAUUGAACUUUUCUGCUUCAUAUUUUCAACCAUUUCAGAGUCUCACCCCCAUUUAUUUUCUAAAGCACAUAAAGCAAUAAACUAAUUUUGCAGGAAUUUUAUCAUACCACAUCAAAUCUGUCUCAUUGCUCCUCACUUGCUUGGUUAUCAAAGCCAAACUAAAGUUUACAGUUUCUUUCCAAAUUUUUUACAAAUAUUUACUUGAUGUAAAAACAAAAUAUGUAAUGUAAACCUUCACAAUAUUCAUAAUAAUUAUAAAAACAUAGUAAUAAUACUUAUAAAAAGAUUUAAAAUAAAAAAGCAAUAAAUUAUUUUUCUGACUUGUCUUUUAGGUCAUGCUGUUGUAGUUUUUAAUCGUAUUGGUACCAAGACUCUGUCUAAAUAUGUGGAAUUCAUUCCAUCACACCACACAUGACUAUGUACUGUACUUGACAGUUAGUAUAUAUUUAAAGGUUCUUUAAAUAACUGAAAAAAAUCUUACUUCUGACAUAUGGGUAAACCUUUCCACUACGGUGCCACUAGUCUGUUCCAAUUAAAUCUACACCUGCUUUUUGAAAAAAUAUUAAAAGUUUUAAAUGCCUUUUUAUUGUCACUAAAGGUAACCUUUAUUUAAUGUCAAUUCUUUUUAAAGAAGCCCAACAUCUUUUGUAUCUUAACAGAUCACAUAGCCCAUUUUCUGAAGUGUGACUGUGUAGAUGAGACUGCAUCUACAAAAAGAGGCAAUAUCAGAGGGGUAAAAAUUAAAGCCCUUCUUCAUUCUGUCUGUAGUGUUUUCUAUCUGUAUCUGUACAGAGCUUUGGUAAUGGUGUCAUGUCCCACUGGAUAUGUGGCUUUAAUCAUUGUGAUAUUGAUAACAAAAAUGCUUUGUAAAUGGCAGAAAUAGCAAUAUAUUAAAAUCCCCAUUUUUUGACUGUGGCAGAGUUUUUACCAAUGUGAACUACUGAGGGAUUUCCCACUGCUGUAGAAAAUUGUGGACACUUAUGCUGAUUUUGAAAGACAAGCUGUGUUUGUGUGUAUAUAUGAAGGCAAGUGUAUGUGAGUGGUCAUAAUGAUUAUAAUAUUGGAGGGGAGGGUUGGUUGUUACCUUUAUUUUUUUCCCCUAUUCAUGUUGCCUUCUGCUGAGUCUUUACUGAUGCCUUCAUGGUUUUGCCUAUUGUACUAUUUUGUGAAUUUAAUUUUUUAUGUGCAAUUCCCAUCAGUCUCACCAUGCCAAUAAAGGGAAACUUGUUUCUUC
Molecule: messenger RNA, 6077 nt
Organism: Trichomycterus rosablanca
Lineage: Eukaryota; Metazoa; Chordata; Actinopteri; Siluriformes; Trichomycteridae
Gene: ppargc1a
Product: peroxisome proliferator-activated receptor gamma, coactivator 1 alpha
Exons: 13
Coding region: 211-3669 (1152 amino acids)
Biological process (GO): positive regulation of transcription by RNA polymerase II
Cellular component (GO): nucleus
Molecular function (GO): transcription factor binding; RNA binding
Source: RefSeq, a predicted model, not a curated record